AUGCCGCCAGCCGGAAGGCGCAAUUCCCUCAAAGUUGGAAGAGUAGUGUUUCCUGAUGUCCGUCUCGUCGCUACGAGUGUUCGUGCAAUUCACUGGAUGUCUCAACGAGCAUCAAAAACGGUAAAGCCCGCUUUUGAAGACACGCGUGUUGCCUUUAUUGAUCUUGUCGACAAUUUGUGCCGUAUCCGGCCACACCCUAGUCUAGCCACUGGCCAAAACAAGUAA
Molecule: messenger RNA, 225 nt
Organism: Rodentolepis nana
Lineage: Eukaryota; Metazoa; Platyhelminthes; Cestoda; Cyclophyllidea; Hymenolepididae
Source: the annotation of a GenBank genome assembly